AUGUCGGCUCCAACGAUAGAUAGCACCGAAGCGAUCACGAAUUCUGGAUAUGGGAGCAGCGAUGAAACGGCCAGUCUUCUGGUCGCCGGACCAGCAGUUACUGUUAUAGUUCCGUCAGAAAACAGAACAGUUAAACCGGUUCUACAAAGACAAGACUGCACGACGCAUUUAAGACCACAACUGUCAGGAGGGCCGGGCAGCGAAGAGAGUGGUACGUCCAUACGAAUGGAAGAAGGUACAGCAAGAAGCGUCCCAGACAUAGAAUUGCAAUGCCGCGAUACUGUUCCGCACGCAGACAGACCCCAGACUUUAGUAUCGCCAAUGGCCGGCUGCUCCCACAGAGGUUCAGUGACCGCCUGCACGUUAGUUCCACACUCGCAUUCUAGAUGUCGCGUCUGUGAACGAAGACAAUCAACGGCGCCGGUUUCAGCGUUACAACUAGCGCGAUCUGUGUCCCGAGAGAGUGUACGAUCCGCACUACACUACCCGUGUGGCUGUAGUUCGCUCCACGCGGUCAGUACGUGCCCUGUUAUACAGCCCCCGGCGCUGUUGCUACCAACAACUAGUGCGAGAAUCAUCCGACAGAGUUCGCAGCCGGAGUCUAGCGCAUGCGCGGCACACUGUCCUCACCACAGCCACCACCACCCUAGCGCCUCAUUGCGACAACUAAGGGAACCAGGCGACGGAAUUGCCGGCAUCGCCGCUGACUCUCUACGAAUCAACGGAGGAAUGCGACCAUUCAAACAGGGGCUGCUCCUCUGUCCGCAAACCCUGUCGCAGACUCGUCGAGCCCGACUGAGACGGGCGUUCACUGAAGCCACGGGAGAUACUGUUACCUACGUUAAAACGGCCUGCACGGGACGUCUAGAAGUGGGACAGCUGCGAAAGCCGGUGUCGACACUCUCGAUCCCGGGUGCGAUGAAGGCUUACUCCGGCGGGGGGCGGGACGCGAGCGGGGAGGAGGCAGGCGUAGCUCUAGUUGGCGUUCACAGCGAGUAUCCACGCUUCGGAGAAGAACGGGCUCUGGGCGGCGGCACGUACAAAGGCGGAGGGACAGCCAAGCACAAACCCAACAUAGGAUAUAGGUUAGGUAGGAGAAAGGCGUUAUUUGAAAAAAGAAAACGGAUAAGUGACUACGCUUUAGUAAUGGGGAUGUUUGGAAUUAUAAUUAUGGUAAUAGAAAAUGAACUCUCAAGUGCCGGUGUUUAUACUAAGGCAUCAAUAUAUUCACAGGCGUUAAAGACGCUAAUAUCAAUGUCGACUGUGAUUUUACUUGGCCUAAUCGUCGCGUAUCACGCUUUAGAAGUACAAUUAUUUAUGAUAGACAACUGCGCCGACGACUGGCGGAUAGCAAUGACGUGGCAAAGGAUAGCGCAAAUCGGCCUCGAACUGGCGAUAUGCGCCGUUCACCCCAUCCCUGGACAAUAUACUUUUACGUGGACGACAAAGUUGGCCAACAAGGGUGGAGUGAUAGGCGUUGAAGUUGGCACGAUGUAUAAGCAAAUUCAGGUUCCUUAUGACGUCACGUUGUCACUGCCGAUGUUCUUUAGGCUGUAUCUUAUAUGCAGGGUCAUGUUACUUCACAGUAAAUUGUUCACGGACGCUUCAUCCAGAAGUAUAGGAGCUUUAAACAGAAUUAAUUUUAAUACUAGAUUCGUCUUGAAGACAUUAAUGACAAUUUGCCCCGGUACUGUAUUAUUAGUAUUUAUGGUGUCACUUUGGAUAAUCGCAAGCUGGACAUUACGACAAUGCGAAAGGUUUCACGACGAGGAACACGCUAAUCUGCUGAAUGCGAUGUGGCUAAUAGCUAUAACGUUUCUCUCCGUUGGUUUUGGUGACAUAGUGCCAAACACAUAUUGUGGCAGAGGUAUCGCUGUUAGCACCGGUAUUAUGGGGGCGGGAUGUACUGCAUUAUUAGUGACGGUUGCUUCAAGGAAAUUAGAGUUAACUAGAGCGGAGAAGCACGUUCAUAACUUCAUGAUGGAGACACAGCUCACUAAAAAGCUGAAAAACGCAGCGGCUAACGUGCUUCGAGAAACGUGGUUAAUAUACAAACACACGCGACUAGUAAAAAGAGUUCAUCCAGGAAGAGUGAGGACGCAUCAGAGGAAGUUUUUGUUAGCUAUUUAUGCAUUACGAAAAGUGAAGAUGGAUCAACGAAAACUAAUGGACAAUGCCAACACAAUAACUGACAUGGCAAAGGACCCCUUUUUGUUACAGACACAGAACACGGUCUAUGAGAUUGUCUCAGAUAUGAGCACGAGACAGGACACUAUAGAAGAGAGGCUGACUAGUUUAGAAGAAAAACUAACAACGUUACAGGAACAAGUAAAUAGUUUACCAGAUGUUAUGGCAAGGUGUUUACAACAAUGCUGGGAGAGAGCUGAACAAAGGAGAAAUUUUCUUCAUCCAGACACUGCCGCUGUGCCUACACCGCCAUCAUCAACUAUUACGCCUUAUGCAAGAGCAAUGCCGUCAGCGUCACAUCCCUGGCCCCCGAGUCCGGUGCUGCAGCCGUCAGCACGAACCCACUCGGCUCCAGAGAGUACGACAGCUCACUCUCCGACACCAGUCCAGCUGCAACCUUCAAGCCCUGCUCCUCAAGUGACGCGGCCGCCCUUGCCCAGCUGAGUACCGCCUUCCAACUCCGAACUACUGUGCUGAACUCGACGAAACUCGGCGCCCGUCCUCUGACCCCCCCUUUAUCAUGACUACGCCCCAAUAAGGUUAUCGGGAGAAUCAUUUUACUUUAUUUAUCAGGAAUUAAGUAAGAUUAGUGCUGAUUUCGCGGACAACAAAUAUUGAUUUUAUGAAAACGAUAAUGGGAUCAAUAUAUUUAAAAAAAGAAAAGUGUUGAGUUUUAUAAAGUGUGAACUUUCAAUUAUGAUAUAUUUGCAAGUAUGCAAAGCCCAAAAAAACAACAGGGUUUAUUAACUGCAAAGAGAACAUCUAGUCUAUAAGUACUUUACGAAGUCUUUAAACUCAACCUGUUGAUAACAAUUCAUUUACGGGCAAAUGCUUUUAUACUUAAGGUACUAUGAUUUUUCCGGUAAUCUAACGGACCACGUCGCGGUGCGAGACAAGGCCAGCCGUAGUUUUCUUCGCCGUUCCCCAAAGUUUCGGAAGUGCCAGACUGUUCUUUAGUGAUAUUAUUUAGAUAAUGGAAUAAAAGUGGAAUGGACCCGCUGUUGUGAUUAUACAAGAUGCUUUAUUAAUAAACGCUUUAGCUAAUACGUUAGAGAGUAUUUUGAGUACAUUAUCAAAACUAGUUUAGGUACAUAGCUGUUAUAUAAUACGUUAUUUACGUUUACUAUUGUUCGGGGAACCAUAUAACACGGUUUUGUAGUCUGGUGUGUUUAUACAAGUUUUGUGAAAUGAAAAAACGAUUUAUUGCACUGCAAAGCCUUAUGCGUAAAUUCUACAUAUUAAAAAAAAAUCUAUUCGCGGGAAAUUUUUCGAGGAUUUGAAAUAAGAAAUAAAAAUAGUACUCACAUAGUUUCGCAUUUAUAUAGCUGUAUAGUAAUAAAUAUUCAGACUGCAUUAUACAUAGAUAUACACUUUUAAAUAAUAGUGUUCACUAAUAUAUUAUAUGUUGGUUCCUUGUCUAAGUACGUACAUGUGUUUACAUUUAAGUGGAAUAUGUGUAUGUGUAUCAUUUCCCAGUUUUAGUAAUGAAAAUAAACUGUACUCCAUCGAAAUAAGAUAGUAUGUACUUUGAUCUAAGACAUUGAAUUGUUAUUGAAAUGAUUCAAAGUGAUUUUAGGUUCCACAUUUUUACAGGCUAUAUUACGAACCAUGUAUACAAAGUUUAUUUAGAAUUUAGAUUAAAUUGAAUUGUUACUACCUGCCUAUUGACACGUAGAUUGUAAAAGAUUUUUUUCUAAGUAUAGUAUUAAGUGAAGCUUCGUAUAAGACAUUAAGAUUGAUGGCUGUCUAAAUAGUGCCUAAAACACUACGAAAUUUCUGAAAUUCAGUUUUACUACCUUAAAAAUAACUUAUGAAUAUGUAAAUAGAUAUAUUAUAGUAAAAAAAAAUUGAAAAUGUUAUAUUAAAUGAAUAUUAACUAAAUUAGCUGUACGAUUGUAAUUGUAAUGGGAACAAUUUGGUUCUAAAUGUUUUUUUUUUAUUUUGUGUUUGGCUUCGUCAAAAUAAGUUGCUUUACAUUCAAAGUCACGUGAAUUAUUAAUAAUAAAUACGGUGACAUGAAAAUUAGUUAAUAUAAAUUUAUACUUACAUUUAUUAACUGAUCGUUUCAAGCUGUCAGGACUAUCUACAUAACCAGUAUUAUUUUAUUAAUUUAGGAAAACUAACAGUCACCUAAUAACAUUAGAAAUAGAUAUAGAAAGACAAUGCGAAUACCAGUAAAGUUUCCAUAGACAUAAAAACAAUAAUCUUGCAAAAUAAAUAGAGAGAAAAAAUAGGAGCUCAGUAUCUAAUUAGAUGGUUUCGAUAAGUAGUGAAUUACACUCAUUAUUCUGAAACCUAUCUAAUAGCCAUCGUCAUAAUAAUAAUAUAAACGUAUCACAAUACUCUUCCUGAUAUAAUUACCUGACCGUGCAAAAAUAUCACAUGUAGUAAAUAAAGGGUUUUUCAAUAAGAGGGCUAAA
Molecule: messenger RNA, 4607 nt
Organism: Bombyx mandarina (wild silkworm)
Lineage: Eukaryota; Metazoa; Arthropoda; Insecta; Lepidoptera; Bombycidae
Gene: SK
Product: small conductance calcium-activated potassium channel
Biological process (GO): potassium ion transport
Cellular component (GO): membrane
Molecular function (GO): small conductance calcium-activated potassium channel activity; calmodulin binding
Source: RefSeq, a predicted model, not a curated record